GAGAGAGAGACCCAGUGGAGAGCUGCUGGAUUUCCGAGACCAGGACCAGAACCAGAGCGGAAUGGAGGAGGAGAAGCCGGAGCAGCGGAGCAACAAGGUCCCCAGAAGAGCAGCAGCAGGCUCGGCCUCUGAUAGCAGCGGUGUUCAGAAACGGAGAGGAAGAGGGGGACUCGGACAUCACAGCUGUCAGCACUGUGGAAAGUCCUUCACAACAUCUGGAAAUUUAAAGACUCAUCAGAUAGUUCACACUGGAGAGAAACCAUACAGCUGUGAACAAUGCGGGGCGGCAUUCACACAGUUAGGUGCGGUCAAACGUCAUCAACUCAUUCACACUGGAGAGAAGCCGUUCUGCUGUGAACAAUGCGAGGCAGCAUUCACACAGUUAGGUACGCUCAAAAUUCAUCAACUCAUUCACACUGGAGAGAAGCCGUUCCGGUGUGAACUAUGUGGGACAAGUUUUUCUCAGCGUGGUACCCUUAAAGCCCACCAACGCAUUCACAAUGGAGAUAAACCGUACAGCUGUGAACAAUGCGGAGCAGCUUUUACCGUUCAAAGUUCCCUAAAAGCUCACCAACGCAUUCACACUGGAGAGAAGCCGUUCUGGUGUGAGCAAUGUGGGAAAACAUUUUCUAAGAGUGGUAACCUUAAAGUCCACCAACACAUUCACACUGGAGAUAAACCGUACAGCUGUGAACAAUGCGGGGCAGCUUUCUCACUGUCAUCUCAACUAAUGAUCCACCAACAUGUUCACACUGGUGAGAAGCCGUUCUGGUGUGAACAAUGUGGGAAAAUGUUUUCCCAGAGUGAUAGCCUUAAAAGACACCAACGCAUUCACACUGGAGAUAAACCGUACAGCUGUGACCAAUGCACAGCAGCUUUCACACAGUUAUCUAGCUUAAACUCCCACCGACGUGUUCACACUGGAGAGAAGCCGUUCUGGUGUGAGAAAUGUGGGAAAACUUUUUCUCAGAGUUCUCACCUUAAAGUCCAUCAACUCAGUCACACUGGAGAGAAGCCGUUCUGGUGCGAGCAAUGUGGGAAAGCCUUUUCUCUGGCUAGUAACCUUAAAGUCCACCAACGCAUUCACACUGGAGAUAAACCGUACAGCUGUGACAAAUGUGGAGCAGCAUUCACAACAUUGGGUAACCUUAAAAAUCAUCAGAGAAUUCACACUGGAGAGAGACCAUACAGCUGUGAACAAUGUGGGGCAGCUUUCAAACAGUUAGGUGCGCUCAAACGUCAUCAACUCAGUCACACUGGAGAGAAGCCGUUCCGGUGUGAACAAUGUGGGAAAGGUUUUUCUCAGCGUGAUACCCUUAAAGCCCACCAACUCAGUCACACUGGAGAUAAACCGUACAGCUGUGAACAAUGCGGGGCGGCAUUCACAUGGUUAAGUAAGCUCAAAACUCAUCAACUCAUCCACACUGGAGAUAAACCCCACAGCUGUGAACAAUGCGAGGCAGCAUUCACACAGUUAGGUGCGCUCAAACGUCAUCAACUCAUUCACACUGGAAGGAAGCCGUUCCGGUGUGAACUAUGUGGGAAAACCUUUUCUCGUGGUGAUACCCUUAAAGACCACCAACGCAUUCACACUGGAGAUAAACCGUACAGCUGUGAACAAUGCGGGGCAGCUUUCACCAGUCAAAGUUCCCUAAAGUCUCACCAACACGUUCACACUGGAGAGAAGCCAUUCGGGUGUGAACAAUGUGGGAAAACAUUUUCUAUGAGUAGUCACCUUAAAGUCCACCAACGCGUUCACACUGGAGAUAAACCGUACAGCUGUGAACAAUGCGGGGCAGCUUUCUCACGGUCAUCUCACCUAAAGACCCACCAACAUGUUCACACUGGUGAGAAGCCGUUCUGGUGUGAACAAUGUGGGAAAAUGUUUUCCCAGAGUGAUAGCCUUAAAGUCCACCAACGCAUUCACACUGGAGAUAAACCGUACAGCUGUGACCUAUGCACAGCAGCUUUCACACGGUUAUCUAGCUUAAACUCCCACCGACGCAUUCACACUGGAGAGAAGCCGUUCUGGUGUGAACAAUGUGGGAAAACUUUUUCUCAGAGUUCUCACCUUAAAGUCCAUCAACUCAGUCACACUGGAGAGAAGCCGUUCCGGUGUGAGCAAUGUGGGAAAGCCUUUUCUGUGUCUAGUUACCUUAAAGCCCACCAACGCAUUCACACUUACCGGCUCCUGUUUACAUCCAGGAGCCCCGGUCCGAUAGAAGAGACCGCGAGGAGACGGGGCUGUAGAGCUGGAGCUCAGGUCAAGACCAGGCGAUCUUUCUGGACGGGGUUCUCUGGCCUUGUCGCGGAGAACGGUCCGGUGGUUGCGGCGGUUUCCCUCCAGGAAGCUGGUGGAAUUAGGCCUACUCCCCAGCCGCAGUACCCACGGAUGUUUCUGCCCGUUGGACGGGUGCCUCUUCUGUCCCAGCGAUGCGCUGGUGGGAACGUGGACCUGCCCAGACUGCCGAUACAGAUUGUUGCUGUGCUGUCUGACCAGAGACUGACCGCUCGCCGCAGCUGGAGAUCACUCAGCAGCAGUCCCAGUGGAGAGCUGCUGGAUCUCCGAGACCAGGACCAGGACCAGAACAAGAGCGGAAUGGAGGAGGAGCAGCAGAAGCCGGAGCAGCGGAGCAACAAGGUCCCCAGAAGAGCAGCAGCAGGCUCGGCCUCUGAUAGCAGCGGUGUUCAGAAACGGAGUGGAAGAGGGGGACUCGGACAUCACAGCUGUCAGGACUGUGGCAAGUCCUUUGCAACAUCUAGAAAUUUAAAGAUUCAUCAGAGAGUUCACACUGGAGAUAAACCGUACAGCUGUGAACAAUGUGGGGCAGCUUUCAAACAGUUAAGUUUGCUCAAAAGUCAUCAAUUCAUUCACACUGGAGAGAAGCCAUUCUGCUGUGAACAGUGCGGGAAAACUUUUUCUCACCGUGGUCACUUUAACGUCCACCAAGUCAUUCACACUGGAGAUAAACCAUACAGCUGUGAUCAAUGCGGGGCAGCAUUCACAACGUCGGGUAAUCUUAAAGUCCAUCAACGCAUUCACACUGGAGAGAAACCAUACAGCUGUGCACAAUGCGGGACAGCUUUCACACAGUUAGGUGCACUCAAAACUCAUCAACUCAUUCACACUGGAGAGAAACCAUACAGCUGUAUCCAAUGCGGGGAAGCUUUCACACAGUUAGGUGCGCUUAAAAUUCAUCAACUCGUUCACACUGGAGAGAAGCCGUUCAGCUGUGACCAAUGCGGGGAAGCAUUCAUAACGUCGGUUAAACUUAAAUCCCACCAACGCAUUCACACUGGAGAGAAGCCGUACAGCUGUGAACAAUGUGGGGCAGAUUUCUCACAGUUAUCUAACUUAAAGGCCCACCGACGUGUUCACACUGGAGAAAAGCCGUACAGCUGUGAACAAUGUGGGGCAGCUUUCUCACAAUUAUCUCACUUAAAGGUCCACCGACGUAUUCACACUGGAGAUAAACCUUACAGCUGUCAACAAUGCGGAGCAGCUUUCACGACGUCGGGUAAUCUUAAAGCCCAUCAACGAAUUCACACUGGAGAUAAACCGUACAGCUGUGAACAAUGUGGUGCAGCUUUCACAACGUCCGGUAAACUUAAAGCCCACCAACUCAUUCACACUGGAGAUAAACCGUACAGCUGUGAACAAUGUGGGGUAGCUUUCUCAGAGUUACCUCACUUAAAGGCCCACCGACGUGUUCACAAUGGAGAGAAGCCGUUCUGGUGUGAACAAUGUGGGAAAACUUUUUCUCAGAGUAGUAGCCUUAAAAGACACCAACUCAUUCACACUGCCUCCUCUUGAACAUGUUCUAAAGCCAAGCUGUUGUUAGAGAGGAGAGAGGGAACAAAUAGCGUGAGUCAAGACGCUGUUUACUACCCAGAUAACAAAAGAGAGCAGUCCCGAGCCCAAAGUAGCCGAGGUCCAGGACCACUUGCAGGCACUAACCUGCUUGAUAAAUAUGGAAGAAGAACAAAGUGUGGAAUUUGUCAGAGAACAUAACAUUGGGUCAAAAAGAGCAUGUAAAGAUGACAAGUGAAAAUCAGUGCAGUGAAAACCACGAUGAGUGUAACAUAACAGUUGUUUUCCAAGGAAUCAGAUGAUGAGAUAUUCAUGGUUGAAGCUUGUAGAAGAAAAUGAUUUACCAGUUUUAGUCUCAUUUUAUCUUAAUAUCCUCUUUCUGGUCACUGAUUAUGUUGAUCAUAUUUUACCUGAUUUUUAAAAGAAAUGUUAUCUUGUGUUGUGUAACUGAAAGUUAUUACCAAUAUACGUCGAGAUGGAAUUGGUUUUGGAUAUAUGACUGUUAUCGUUUAUAUUUUACUUUAUUACUUCAUGUAUUCAUGUGUUUUGUUGAAGAAUAUUGUGAGUUGGGUUUAUAUAUAUAUAUAUUUUUUUCCUCUUACUUUGUUGAAGCUGGUCAUGUUGGUUCAUACAUGUGAGGUCACUUGAAGAGUAGUAAUGUAGACUCACUGUAAUCUGAACACUAAAUAUUACCCCGCAGACAUGAAUACUUUUUGACAUACUAUACUAUGACUUAAUUGCUUUUUUCGAUAUACUAUACUAUGACUAUUUUUGACUUUUUCGACCUAUACUAUAACUUGUUUUCGACCCACUAUAUGAUUUUUUUGUUUUUAUUUCUAUAUACUAUACUUUGACUUUUUAUGACCUUUUUUCGAAUUAUUAGAUUUAUUUAUUAAUUAUUUCAC
Molecule: messenger RNA, 4716 nt
Organism: Perca fluviatilis (European perch)
Lineage: Eukaryota; Metazoa; Chordata; Actinopteri; Perciformes; Percidae
Product: zinc finger protein 107-like
Exons: 6
Coding region: 62-3814 (1250 amino acids)
Biological process (GO): negative regulation of transcription by RNA polymerase II
Molecular function (GO): DNA-binding transcription repressor activity, RNA polymerase II-specific
Source: RefSeq, a predicted model, not a curated record